Molecule: messenger RNA, 7415 nt
Organism: Ictalurus furcatus (blue catfish)
Lineage: Eukaryota; Metazoa; Chordata; Actinopteri; Siluriformes; Ictaluridae
Gene: ppp1r9ba
Product: protein phosphatase 1, regulatory subunit 9Ba
Exons: 11
Coding region: 686-3130 (814 amino acids)
Biological process (GO): neuron projection development; calcium-mediated signaling; actin filament organization
Cellular component (GO): actin cytoskeleton; dendrite; cytoplasm
Molecular function (GO): actin filament binding
Source: RefSeq, a predicted model, not a curated record
AAUGAAUGAGUGAAUAUAUUAAGGGUGGAAAUCUGUUAAAAGUAUUAUUUUAAAAUCUGUUCAAAAUCAUUCGCAUGCGUAUCCUUUGGCUUUAUAACUGUCUUUAACCUCCUUUGUUUCCUCUGACCAGCUUUUGUAAUCUAAGUUUGUUAAGUAAUUCUUGUUCUUUUCCAAGUGGUUUUUUAUCCAUUUUUUUUCUGUUUGCUGCUUUAUAAUUUGUAUUGUUGCCUUGUUAUAGCGUACCCCAACAACUUCUUACAAAUGAGCACCAACACAGCGGCAUAUUUUUCACUCACAAACCAUGGGGAUGCAAACUUUUGCACAGAACUGUAUCUGUAUCUGUAGUAUCCACACACCGAGCAAUGCUAACACGCUGCAUGCUCGUCAAGCCCACAGGAGGAAAAUGUGAUGGAAGCAGUGAUGCCAUGCGCGCGAGAGGAGGGGCGGGGCUGUGAGCUGAGCUGUGAGCGCGAGCCGGGGAGAGAGACACCGCGGCCGCGUCACUGCUGCUCGCUCGCGGGGAAACCGACAGAUUGAAAACGGCUCGCGGACACAAUGGACUCGCCAGCGGACGGCGUUUAACGCACUGGACCUUUUGAUGAACACACACAAAAAAAACCAAAACAAGAGGAAAAGGGAGGAGGCUAUGCCGUUACAACUACUCUUUACCACCAUUUGAUUAACCAUGAUGAAGACUGAACCCCCAUCUGCAGCCAGCGGCACCACAAGCACCACGCUCGGAGCUCGGAGCGCGUCGCCACACAGGAAUGCGUAUGAGGCAGGAAUCCAGUCACUUAAGCCAGUCAAAGACCCUGAUGCUGCGAACGGUGAGGAUAGCAAAGAGGGGAAGUCACGACCUCUGGGACGGGGUCGCAGGUACGGCUCCAAUGUCCAUCGCAUCAAGAACAUGUUCAUGCAGAUGGGCUCCCCUGGGGAUGAGGAAGAUCCGUCAAAGAUGAAAGACCAGGCAGUGAGGCUCUCCUUGCCAAGAGCCAGUAGUCUUAAUGAGAAUGUAGACCACAGCGCACUUCUCAAGCUAGGCGGAACCGUUUCAGAGCGUGUGAGUCGCUUCGAUGGGAAGCCUGACGGGACAGGUGGCCGUGGACCUUGCUCUGGCUUCUCUAAGCUGCAGGAGACACGCAAGAUUUUUGAGCAGCGUCACCUACAAGAGAAGCAGGCUGCCACUAACCGAAUCCUCCUGAAGAAGGAGCGUGCGUCAGGCUUCCAGGACAGCCGUCUGGACGUGGUCGUACGAUUUAAUGGCAGCACAGAAGCCCUGGACAGACUGGACACGGAAGGUGGGCCUGUUGAAGCAGUGUCACCGACUGUCAGCCAGCUGAGCGCCGUGUUUGAGAAGGCAGAAUUGCGGAACAAUCUCCAUCGGCCAACUUCAACCUCAAUUCUGACCUCUCGCCCCAAAAUCAUCCCCAAAAAAGUGCUAACAUUCCCUCAAACAGGAAGCCAAGAAAAUGACUCGCAGGCUAAGGAGCAAGACGCAGCCCCUAAAAGUCCAAGGAGAACAGGAUCCCAAGCUAACACAACAAACAACAAGCCAUCAGCAGAUGAGGCGUCUGUUUUGUCUGCAGAGCCAAACGCAAAGCACUCAAAGGAACUCCAAGACUCAGCAGGAACCAAUACAGAUAAGGAUUCCAAACCUGGGGAGCACGAUUCUGCUAGCAACCAGGAAGCAGGCAGCAGAUUGGUGCACGCGGAGGUUCACGCUUCCCUGGAGAAUGGGGAGGCUGAAAGCAGUCACGAGACUGCUGAGCAGAGAGAUGAACGCAGGCUGAACCAAGGAGACGCCUCCACUCAAGAUGAGGAGGCAGGAGAGGAGGAGCCCCUAAAGGAGGAUUAUUCAGAAGCUGACCUGAUAGACAUCAGUGCCUACAGUGGUAUAGGUGAGGACUCUGGUGGGAGUCAGCUGGAUGAGGAUGAAGAGGCUGAUGAUGAUGAGGCUUAUGAACCGGAAUCUAGCUGCACAGAGAUCCCAGGACUGCCGAAUGAGGAUGAACCGCCAGCCAGUAGGAAGAUCCGUUUCAGCACUGGGCCUAUUAAGGUGUUCACCACGUACUCCAAUGAGGAUUAUGACCGGCGUAACGAUGACGUCGACCCUAUGGCAGCCUCGGCUGAGUACGAGCUGGAGAAGAGAGUGGAGAGGCUGGACCUUUUCCCCGUAGAACUGGAGAAAGAUGGCGACGGGUUGGGGAUCAGUAUCAUCGGAAUGGGCGCUGGCGCAGACAUGGGCCUGGAGAAACUCGGAAUCUUCGUCAAGACUGUGACGGAGGGAGGUGCUGCUCACCGUGACGGAAGGAUCCAGGUGAAUGACCUGAUAGUUGAGGUCGACGGCACCAGUCUGGUGGGUGUAACACAGAAUUUCGCGGCAUCUGUCCUGAGAAACACCACCGGCACUGUCAAGUUUAUCAUUGGCCGAGAGAAGCCCGGCGAGCAGAGCGAGGUAGCACAGCUGAUCCAGCAGACGUUGGAGCAGGAACGCUGGCAGAGGGAGAUGAUGGAGCAGCGCUAUAACCAGUACAUGGAGGAGGAUGAAGAGGCCGGUGAGUACGGCACAGAUGAGGAUGAGGAGAUGAGCCCUAUGUUCCCUAACGCUAUCGAGGUGUUUGACCUGGCUGAGAGCGAGGACAUGCUCUCUCCUGUGGAGAUGGACCCCGAGAAACUUACCCACAAGUUUAAAGAGCUCCAGAUAAAGCAUGCUGUGACCCAGGCUGAGAUCCAGCAGCUGAAGAGGAAGCUGGCUCAUGCCGAGCAGGAAAAGCUGCGUUGGAGGAUGGAGAAGGCCCAGCUGGAGCAGACCGUGCGAGAGACGAAGGAACGCAUGGAGAAGCUAGAGGGCUACUGGAUGGAGGCCCAGAGCCUGUGUCAGGCAGUGGACGAGCACCUUAAAGAGACACAGGCGCAGUACCAGACACUGGAGCGCAAAUACAGCAAAGCCAAACGCCUCAUCAAAGAGUACCAGCAGAAAGAGAUCGAGUAUCUGAAGAAGGAGACCGCACAGAGGCGUGCGCAGGAGGAAUCAGAGGUCGGCCACAAGGAGGAGACAGACAGCCUGCAGGAGAAGAUCACUGACUUAGAAACGAAGGUGGGUGCACUCAAGAGCUCCGAACCCUCCUAAACCUGCACAGGAACUAUAGAGAACGAGGGAGAGAGCGGGAGAAAAGUCUUUCAGCCCUGGCCGUCCCUCCUUCCUGCAUGUUUUCCCCUGUGGCAUGCAACAAUGGACAACCAAAAGACUGCAAGAAACAUUAAAGGGAUGUUACUGGGGGAAAAGGGGCGCGACAGAGAAAUCAUAAUGCCCUGCCAGACGUGCGGCACAGGCCUGCUCACCUCUAGUCUUCAUGACACCCCAUGUAAUGUAGGACGUUUUUGCUUUCAAACAGUAUUCCAAUUAGAAUUUUUUUUUUCUUCUUCUUCUUCUUUUUUUUAAUGGCCCUAUAAAACAUUAUAUAAAACACAGCUUAUUCUUGGCAACUCACUGCAACCCACCUGGACCUGGUGCCAAGCGAACUGAGAAAAGAAAAAUCCGUACAACAGACUUUUCGGUUUCACCUUUUUUUUUUUUCCUUUUUUUUUGCGUCAUCUGUGGCAGAAUGAGUCGCUGUGGGUUGUACAGCAGUGUCAGACCAGCUGAUGGUGUUUGUAUAUAUUCUUCAAUGUAUUUAAAAUGCUUAAGCAAUGAGCUGUAGGGGAACAGGGGAAGAUGUGUGGGUGGGCGGGUGGGUAAUUCCAGGGUGCGGAUGGGUAACAGUAAAAGUGAACGUAUACAAAUUUCCCAGUUCUAGACUGGCACAGAAAAAUGGCAAACAGGGUGUGACCUUUCGAUGUAAUCUUCCAAGACUUUACAUUUCACACUUUGCUUUCCUCUCGACAGUAUUACUGGAAGUGUGUCGUGUGAUUCAGGCCAAUGGGUCUCUGUCUCCGGCAUUUCCCUCACGCAUCAGUCACUAUUAGUGUAUGAAUGAGAACGAGAGGCUGUGUAAGAGGAGGCCUUGUGUGCUUAAUUCUACCUUUUUUUAAAAAAUUUUUUUAUUUUUUUUUAUUACUGCUCACCAGAUUAUUCUUGCACAGCGUCAAAUGAAAGUGCAGUAAAUUAUAUGAUGUGCGCUAAUUGCCGAGAAAUACAGCAGCGACGCUUCAUCAUCACUUCUUUAGGUUGUUCGUUGUCCAGAUUUUAUUUUCUCACUUAUCUAAAAAGUUCAAACAAAAGUCCCGCGGUAUUAUUUCGUUAUUUAUAUUAAAGCACAUGAUACGGUAGCUACAGUGCGUUAUUCUGUAACAGGAAAGGCAUGUAGUUAUGAGAGCGAGGAAUGUAAGCCCGGACCUGCCGAUGGAUCCUGGGAGUUUCAGGGGAUAAACAUUAUUAGAUCAAAAGUAACUUUCUUAUCAGUGUAAUGAUAACCGUACAGUCUUUGCAGUUUUUUAGCUUUUUUCUGACGUGUUAUUGUUGAGCAGCUUUUUUUUUUUUUUCCAGAUAUUAUUAUUGUAUUCAAUCAAGCGUUGUGAAUUUGGGAAACUGGAAUUUAGAUGGAGUUAAAUACAGCUUUUAGGUAGACACUGGCCUUUAAUCUGAUUUUGGACCAGCCUCUGCAGACGAGAUCGCAUCUCAGCAAUAGCAUUAAAGGAUAAUUCCUUUAGUGUUUUUGAACAAAUAUGUGUAAGGGCAUUCCGGCCAGGUGGCAAACUCCAGACGUUUUCACAUGCGAGAUGCUAUUUAGUCAUUUUUAUUUGAAAUGAAGACGUGUCUGGGUGACCAUCAGCCUGUAAUUACUCUGAACUGUAUGCAUUUAGUUCAGAACUCCUGGUGUUAUCCUUUUACAGAUUGGUGUGGGAUCUGCUGGAGAUAUUCUUUCUGUUCGCAAUAAGACAGAGGAUCUGCUAUUGCUAUUUGUUUACUCUGAAUUUCAGUUAAAACGUGUUGAACAUUGAUUCUGGAGAGACAGUUUUAGUUCGGGCAGACCGAAUGCAUUAGCUGUAGUUUUUCCAUGGCUUUCCCAUGUAUGUAAUUGAAUUCAGUCCAUCGCUUCCACUCGCUAUGUUUUGUGAUAAUAAAAUGUCUCUUACGAUGCAGUAUUGAAAGCCACGUCUGGGGGUUUUAUCCAACCUUUUAACAGAUAUUUUAGUGAUACAACAAUUAUUACUCUGCAACAAUAUAUAAUGGGCUUUGUUAUUGUCAGUAGAGUAUAAAUAGAGUUUUUUUAAUGUGUGGAAAUAGAUCUCGCGUCAUUCACUUGCUCUGGAUCCAAUUUGAAUUUUGUGCACACAUGCAAGAAGAAUCCUUACAGAGCACACUGCGGUAGUCCAGGGUCUGUACUGUAUGUAUCGAGCGUCCCAGCUCAGCCAUGUAUAAUUUUAUCCAUCAGUGCGACAAGCGGAACUCAUCGUAAAGCAGCGCUUUUACUCUUGAGAGGUUUGAUACAUAAAUACAAUCCCUGAACUACCUCAGGUCCAUUUUUCUGUCCAUUUGGUUUCGUUUUGUUUUUUUCCCUCCUCCCUGUUCUUUUGAAUAUUUUUUGCACAUAGACAAAUAGAACAUCACUCAUAACUGGAAAUAAAAAUAAAUUGUGUAAAUGCAUUGUAAUGAGUUCGACAUGCUACAGUGGGGUUGAUUUGAUGACAGUCAGCAUGACGUAAGCUUGUCUCUGUUCCAGCUGUGCAUCAGUAUGAUCCACUCAGGUUGAGUGAGUAUUAAGUACACGGACCUAUUCCGGAGAGCACACUGGACUCGUUUUUGCGAUCACGUCCCAGGAGGACUCUGGAAUUCCAUUAUUAUCCACCUUUCUGGCACAAGGAUUCGUUCCGUGCUCAGUGUGUCGCUGUUUACUGAAGGAGCAGAACAGGAUUGUGUCCUGGAGCAUACACAUGCUCAUUUCAGGUCAGCUUUUGCCUUUUGAUAAACGUGAUUACUGCAACGGGACCUGAUCCUGUAUCAGAAUUCCUGAUGGAUGGGCCAGUAAAGAUCGGAGCACUAUCGGGACGAAACGCAGCAGGACAAGCUACAUGCUGAGUGAUUAUCAGAGCACUGAAACACUAGUCAAACAUUCAGAACUUACAUUCCAUUCGACUUGCUUUUGCGGACGUUGUAACCGACUAUGAGGUUCACUUGCUUCUGUGUACAGAGAGGAACUCGUUCCUCAUGCUGGUGUAAGGGUGUUACUCAUUUUAACGUGAACUAAAACUUGACUCCAUUCCUUCACCAUUGAGGUUUUGUUUUUUAAUUGCUUUGAGUUGCAACCAUAUAAAUAAGAAGAAAAAAAAGAAUGUUCCAUUUGAAAGGAGCGUCAUGUUCAUCUUGCAUAAUUUACUGUCAUUAAUAAUAAAUGCAAAAAAAACCAAUGUGUUGAAUAAUGAGACGUGAGAAUUUUUUAUGCGUGUAUGAUGCCUCAUGCUUGCAAUGGUUAACAGCUAUAGCUAAUUAUAUUUAGGGAAAAUUUAUUAUGAGUCACAAUAUCGUUAUAAGUCAUUCUGGCACGAACUAUAAUGACUGAGCAGUUUUGGUAUAAAACUCUCGAUAGAGUGUGUUAUUCACGUCAGGAGAAGCAAUGUGUAUGAAUUUAAUUUCAGCAAUUAAUAUUGUAGUAUGAUGUUUUCAUUUUGGUAUGUCGGGGACAGUUUUAAACUGGUUUAAAUCCUAUUUUACUGACCGUUCCCAGUUUAUUUCUAUGGGUGGUUACCGGUCUGACACUAGCUCUGUGCUCACUGGUGUUCCUCAGGGAUCAGUUUUAGGCCCUUUACUUUUUAAUAUCUAUUUCUCUCCACAUCUGCUGCGAUCACUCGGCCUCCGUUAUCACUUUCAUGAUGACGAUACCCAAAUCUACAUUCAAUCAAAAUCUAGUGAAUCCCUGAUGUUUGUUUUCUUCUGAUUGUAUUUCUGAGAUAAAAACAUGAAUGAAUAAUAAUUUUCAGUGUCUGAAUAGCGGUAAAGCCGAGUUACGCUUAUAGGUUCCUGUCAGCAAAUUCUCAAAGCUGGGACACUGUCUCUGUUCUAGAGACUCACAGUAAAAUGAGGAACCUUGGAGUCAUUUUUGUUAUCAGCCUUACAUUUGAUAUUUUUAUUCAGAGCACUGUUAACGCAUCCUUUUUUCACCUCAGAAAUAUAGCACGACUGCACUCUGUGCUAAACUUCUCUGUAGCUGAAAUACUGAUUAACUCAUUCGUUGUCACUCAGAUAGAUUACUGUAAUGCCCUUUCAGCGAGUUUCUAAAUCCACACUCAAUAAACUCCAACUCAAGACCUACUUUUUUAAACUUGAAUUUGAUUGCUGAUGUUUACUUUUUAUUAUUAUUACUGUUAUUUUUACAAUUUUUUUUUUUCCUCGGCGUACUGCUUAUUUUGUGUACAGCACUUUGAGAAGCUGCUUUUAAAGGCGCUCUAUAAAAUAAAGUACAUUAUUAUUAACACUU